Molecule: messenger RNA, 1666 nt
Organism: Eurytemora carolleeae
Lineage: Eukaryota; Metazoa; Arthropoda; Copepoda; Calanoida; Temoridae
Product: cell division cycle-associated 7-like protein
Biological process (GO): regulation of DNA-templated transcription
Cellular component (GO): nucleus
Source: RefSeq, a predicted model, not a curated record
GCAAGAAAAAACUAUUCUCUUACCACGGAAGAAAAAGAAGAUAUCAGUGAAGAGUGGAAGAGUGGAGAAGAAGAGCAGCAAAUAUAAACUCAAGAUUCUCGGAUUCUCUAAUGAUAAGAAAGCUCGGAGCGAUUCUCCAGAUUCUGGUUUCUCCAGCAGGUCCGUAACUCCAGUGGAGGCUGAAGAGGAUGAGCACACAGAAGAGGCCGUGGAUGAGGAUUCUAACCAGGAACUUGACUCCAUCAAGGAGGACUUUCUGAAAUCUCUUGAUGAAGAUGAUGAUGAAGGAGAUGAUGAAGAUGAUAAAGAUUGGGCCGCUUCCAAGUAUACUGAUGUUCAGAAAGUCAAGAAAUCUGCAACUGUUGUGCACUGCGCUCCUAUCAUCAAAGCACAGGCUAAAAGCGCUUUUGAGCUAGUGCGCGAUAAGAAAAAGCAGGAGGUGGAGAAGAUGAUGGCCGCGUUAAAACAGCAGUGGGAGGAGCAUAAACGAUUAUCAACUCCUAAACCUAAGAAGCGCGAGUUCACGGCUCACAGGCGAGUGUCAACGGGGGAGAUUGGUGAAAUAAGACGAUCAGGACGAUCUAUUGGAGCAAAGGUCGAGUACGGAGAUCUAGAUUUCUCUCCGGCCAAGCGUCUACGGGAACUUGGAAAAACUGGACACACUUUCAAUGAGGAAGAAUUUAGGUUUGUACAAAGAGAGAAAGGAAACACUCCCCGGAGUCACAUUGAUCCAAAUGUUAAUGUUCUUCUACCAGAUGAUGUGACACAGUCCAUGAUUAACAGGAUACACUUCAGUGGACCUAAGAAAUACUGUCAGUCAACUGGAACAUGUUGUCAUCAGUGUCGUCAGAAAACUACCGAUACCAAAACUGUUUGUAGGUCAGGUCAAUGUGUUGGGAUGAGGGGACAGUUUUGUGGAUCCUGUCUAAACAAUAGAUACGGAGAAUCCGUAGCUCAAGCGCUGAAGGAUCCUGACUGGAAAUGUCCGCCCUGCAGACGAAUCUGUAACUGCUCUUUCUGCCUGGAGACCCCUACUGGUCAACUUUACUACCUGGCAAAGCAUCUCAAGUUUGCCUCGGUACAUCACUAUCUCAUGCACCUACGAGAGAAAUGGUCACGGGAAGAGCAGAAAAAAGAUGAUGAUGAAAAUGAAGACGAGAAUAUGGGAGAAGACUAAAGAUAAAAAAUCUGAUUAAGUUUUCGGAUAAUUCUGCUUUCUUGGAUUUAAAGCUCAACUUUAAUGGACAUUUUUUGAAGUGAAAUAUCUGUGUUCCAAACCGUGGUUUAAAAUUGUGACCUUUGAUAACAAGAACUCAGUCUCAAAAUUACUUAAGCAUAUGCUUAAAAUCAUUUUUUGCUCUAGAUGAUCAUUAUCAGUUUAAUUUUUGUAUCGCGAUGAUGGUAAUUUGUGAAGAUUUAUAUUUAUGGACUAAAAAUAAUGUAACGCACACAAUGGGAUUCGAACCCCAUUUGAACAAGAGGAAACCUUACGCUUAAUUAAAACAGUUGAUGCCUUAAUGUGCCUUGAUGUUUUUCUUUCUUUAUCGAUCUCAAAUAUUUAAGUUUGGCUUUUAAAAUUUUUGAAAAUUUGAUUGUUUUAACCGUUAUUUAAUUUAACUGGAUGAAAAUUCCUACUUUGAACAAAAGUGACUUGACGUUAAUUUCA